CUAACACGACAGUGUUGAUGUCUCAUCUCUAUUAGGAUGUCGUUGACGUUUGCAUUCAUUUGAAAAAUCUCUAAACUUCAACUUUAGGAUUAUUUCUUAUUCAUUUUUUACCUUGAGUGUUAAGUGAUGUUUUUUAGCUGUAGUUAAAUAACCGACAUACUGUUCAAUUAAAUAAUUAUUCAUCAAUUUCGCAAAAUAUAAAAUGAGCUCCGAAUCAUCUGAGGUUCAUCCGCUAUCCCAAGAAGAUAUAGAGAAGGCGGAACAGUACAAAAAUGAGGCAAAUGAAUAUUUCAAACAAAUGGACUUCAACAAAGCAAUAGAACUCUACACUUUAGCAAUAGAGAAAAAUCCAAAUGUAGCUAUAUACUAUGCAAAUCGGAGUUUUGCAUACCUAAAGACAGAAUGUUUUGGCUAUGCCCUGACGGAUGCAUCUAAAGCAGUAGAACUCGACAAAACCUAUGUAAAGGGAUACUACAGGAGAGCGGCAGCAUAUAUGUCCUUAGGGAAGUUUAAGGAGGCACUGAAAAAUUAUGAAUAUGUAACUAAAGUUAGACCAAAUGAUAAAGAUGCUAGAGCGAAAUAUACAGAAUGUAAUAAAGUAGUGAAAAAAAUAGCUUUUGAGAAAGCUAUAUCCGUAGAAGACAAUAAACGAAACAUAGCAGACAGUAUUAAUUUAGAAGCUAUGACAAUUGAAAAUGAAUAUGCGGGCCCUGAGCUUGAAGAUGGGAAAGUUACACUCAAAUUCAUGAAGGAAUUGAUGGAACUGUAUAAGAAUCAGGGCAAGCUGCAUCGAAAGUAUGCUUAUAAAAUUCUUUUAGACAUAAAGGCGUAUUUCAUGAAAAAGCCCUCACUUAUUGACAUCACAUUCGGGGAUGACGACAAGUUUACUGUAUGCGGUGAUAUCCAUGGCCAGUUUUACGAUCUCAUGCACAUAUUUGAGCUCAACGGUCUACCUUCAGAAACGAAUCCAUAUCUUUUCAAUGGAGACUUCGUGGAUCGAGGAUCGUUUUCCGUAGAGUGUAUAUUCACCUUAUUUGGCUUCAAGCUACUGUAUCCUAAUCAUUUCUUUAUGUCUCGAGGCAAUCACGAGAGUGCUACAAUGAAUCAAAUGUAUGGUUUUGAUGGAGAAGUCAAAUCCAAAUACACUGCUCAAAUGGCCGACCUUUUUACAGAGGUUUACAACUGGCUUCCACUAGCCCACUGUUUAAAUAAGAAAGUAUUGGUGAUGCAUGGCGGUUUGUUUACGCGAGACGACGUGACGUUAGACGAGAUUUGCAAGCUGGACCGAAACAGGCAACCGCCUGAGGAGGGUCCGAUGUGCGAGCUGCUAUGGUCGGACCCUCAACCGCAGCCGGGGCGGGCCCCCAGCAAACGAGGAGUCGGCUGCCAGUUUGGACCUGAUGUCACCAAGCGGUUCCUAGAAUUGAACAACCUGGAUUACAUUAUCCGAAGCCACGAGGUAAAACAGGAAGGAUAUGAGGUGGCACACGAUGGCAAGUGCAUCACCGUUUUCUCAGCGCCUAAUUAUUGUCCAUUCGGGGCGUCAUUUCAAGACAUUGUGGAGGGGUGGACCGGUGGUUCCCUCUCUCUAUGCUCAGUUCGAGCCGGAGCGCAGUGCGAUGAUACAAUGGGGAACAAAGCUGCGUUCAUCACACUAAAAGGCAAGGAUAUGACACCAAACUACACUACUUACGAAGCUGUGCUUCAUCCAGAUGUGAAACCAAUGGCAUACGCCAACUCGUUGCUAAGUUUAAUGUGCUAGUACCUGCCAUUUGUAGUUGAUUUUAUUAGUUUCCAAUUCCUUUUUCAAUUCUUAAUUAGGUUAAGUAUAAGCAUUUUAAUUAAUUUUGCUUCAUGUAAUUGAACUUAUGUAUUUGAGUAUGAACAUUAUAUAUGUUGUUUUGUUUUUUACAUUCUCUUUUUUUAUCAAUUGUACCUUGAAUACAUUUAUUUUCUCCUACCUCCUCAAACCAUGAUUGAUUGUACAAAAUUGUAAAGCUGCCUUCUACUCUUUCUACCACCAACGUUAUUUUAUUUGUUUUCGAAAUGUUCCAUUUUAUAGUGUAUAUUUUAAUAAAAAUUAGAAUACA
Molecule: messenger RNA, 2090 nt
Organism: Acanthoscelides obtectus
Lineage: Eukaryota; Metazoa; Arthropoda; Insecta; Coleoptera; Chrysomelidae
Source: the annotation of a GenBank genome assembly